Messenger RNA from Aspergillus clavatus NRRL 1, 945 nucleotides. Its product is annotated as acylglycerol lipase. The record is from RefSeq and is a predicted model, not a curated record. The transcript has a single exon. Bases 1 to 945 code for a protein of 314 amino acids. Gene Ontology annotation, cellular component: membrane. Gene Ontology annotation, molecular function: lipase activity. NCBI's taxonomy places the organism in Eukaryota, Fungi, Ascomycota, Eurotiomycetes, Eurotiales, Aspergillaceae.
AUGACGGACAUUCAAACCACCGAGGCCCAGUUCAAGCUCCCCGACGGAGUCCUCGUCUACCAGAAGACAUGGACGGUAAGUCGGAUCCACAUCCCAUCCCCUAGCACACACAGCGAGCUGACCAUCCAGCCUCCCGCCCCGGUCGCAAAACUGCUGCAUUUCCACGGCUUCAGUGACCACAUCAACAACACGUACGACCUGUUCCCUUCGUUGGCCCGCCGCGGUAUCCUCUGCACCGGGAUCGACCAGCGCGGCUGGGGACGGUCGGCCCAGACUAAGGCGGACCGUGGACACACCGGCCCGACCGCAACCAUCCUGGCCGACAUGGCCGCGUUUAUCGAGGCGCAGCUCGACACCGAGCCCAAACUGCCCGUCUUCGUGCAGGGCCACUCCAUGGGCGGGGGGCUGGUCGCGACCCUCGCCUCGACCCCCAAGUAUCAGUCGCUGGUGUCGCGCCUGGCCGGCAUCAUGCUCGAGGCGCCCUUCAUCGGCCUCGACCCCAAACAGCAGCCGAGUGUCGUGACCGUGUUCUUGGGUCGCUUGGCGGGCCGCAUCCUGCCACGGUUCCAGCUCGUGCAGCCCAUGAGCGUUGAGACCGUUGUGCGCGACCCGGCCGUGCAGAAGGCCCUCAAGGAGGAUCCGUUCAACCACACCACGGGCACCCUGGAGAUGUACGCCAACAUGCUCGACCGCGCCGCCGCUCUGUCAUCGGGCAAGUUGGUGCUCAAUACCGGCGUGAAAUCGGUGUAUGUGGCCCACGGUGACGGAGACCAGGUCACCAGCUACCACGCCACCAAGAGCUGGUUUGACCGGCAGACAGGCAAGGUUGCCGAUCGCAAGUUCCAGACCUACGAGGGAUGGAGUCAUCUGUUGCAUGCGGACCUGCCGGACAACCGGCAGGAAUUCGCCGACGACCUGGCGGAGUGGAUUUUGGCGAGGGCGUAG